Ooceraea biroi (clonal raider ant) is the source of this 3555-nucleotide messenger RNA. RefSeq names its product poly(A) polymerase hiiragi (gene hrg). Gene Ontology annotation, molecular function: RNA binding; poly(A) RNA polymerase activity. NCBI's taxonomy places the organism in Eukaryota, Metazoa, Arthropoda, Insecta, Hymenoptera, Formicidae. Gene Ontology annotation, cellular component: nucleus. The record is from RefSeq and is a predicted model, not a curated record. Gene Ontology annotation, biological process: RNA 3'-end processing.
AGGGGACGCCAUGUUUACACUGUAAUUCGUGUGUACGGUUCGAGGUGUACGGUGUGUACGAGUGUCUCGUGUCCAUCCGUUAUUUUGCGUGUAAUAAUGCUUACUUAUUUAUUCACGUAGCGCAACGCGUUCGAAUACCGGUUCACGUACUUUCGACUGAUACGACGAUAUACGUAAUUGCAUCGCGUUGCCGCGCAAACGUUUUUCCCUUGAAAGCACGCAGCCGAGCUGGCCUCUCGCGUAUACGCGGUACUCGUAGCUAAAUGUCCCCUCCGUUUCUCGAAACAUUGUUUACAAGCAGGCCCACGCUACUGGACGACCGUGCGAUGAUCCGCGAGGCGCGAGAUUUAUUCUAGAACACGAUCCUCCCCGCAGUUGCAGUGCGAUUUGCCGUUACUACCGCGUAAUGUCGUACUAGCGUGUGCAUUUGUGUAUUUUAUAACCUGACCACACGAGCCAAGUACCUCUUGCUCUUGUACAUCUUCUUUAUCAUGUCAUUGCAUCUUUGACGAAACAUUAUCAAAAGCGCUGUAUACUUAAAAGAUAUCACGAUGUGGCAGACGCAAAGUAAUAACAAUUCCAACUCGAACUCUACGUCAGGCGAAAGGAAUAAUUUGCGUACUCUGGGUAUGACCUCUGCUAUUAGCGUGGCGGAGCCGAAACCUAUGGAUAUUGCUAGAACCAACGAACUGAAAGAGGCCCUGAAACCCUACAAUGUUUUCGAGUCUGAGGAAGAAUUGAAUCAUAGGAUGGAGAUUUUGAGCAAGCUGAACGCACUGGUUAAACAAUGGAUAAGAGAUACGAGCAUAGCCAGAAAUAUGCCACCGAACGUGGCCGAACAAGUUGGCGGCAAAAUAUACACGUUUGGCUCGUAUAGGUUAGGCGUGCAUCACAAAGGUGCUGAUAUUGAUGCGUUAUGUGUUGUACCACGUCACAUAUAUAGAUCAGAUUAUUUUACAUCAUUUUUUGAAUUGCUGAAAAUGCAGGAGGAAGUUACAGAUUUAAGGGCAGUAGAAGAAGCCUUCGUACCAGUUAUAAAAAUGAAUUUCGAUGGUAUCGAGAUUGACAUGUUAUUUGCAAAGUUAACUCUUAAGGAAAUUCCAGAUUCAAUGGAUCUCAGGGAUGACAUGCUUCUCAAGAAUCUUGAUCAAAAGUGUGUCAGAAGUCUCAAUGGUUGCAGAGUAACAGAUGAGAUAUUACGUUUAGUACCUAACAUAGAAAACUUCAGAUUGGCUCUUAGAGCUAUAAAAUUAUGGGCGAAAAGACAUGGCAUAUACAGCAAUGUCUUAGGUUAUCUUGGCGGCGUGUCCUGGGCGAUGCUGGUCGCUAGAACAUGUCAGCUGUAUCCCAACGCUGUGGCUGCGACUCUGAUAGAAAAAUUUUUCCUCGUAUUCUCUCAAUGGAAGUGGCCACAACCAGUGCUCCUGAAACAACCCGAUAACGUUAAUCUGGGCUAUCCAGUUUGGGAUCCAAGAGUAAAUGUUUCGGACAGAUAUCAUCUGAUGCCGAUCAUUACGCCAGCAUAUCCUCAACAGAAUUCUACCUUCAACGUGUCGGUGUCGACUCGAACCAUCAUGCAAGAGGCGUUCGAAAAUGGAUUGGCCAUAACCGAAGAGAUAAUCAUGGGUAAAGCAACGUGGGACAAACUGUUCGAACCACCCAAUUUCUUCGGCAAAUACAAGCACUACAUUGUAUUGCUGGCCAGAAGUUCGAGCGCGGAGGAUCAGCUUGAGUGGUGCGGCCUCGUCGAAUCAAAAAUACGACAUUUAAUAGGUACAUUGGAAAGAAAUCCUCACAUUACCCUGGCACACGUUAACCCGGAAGCAUUUCCACCAUUGGAUCCCGAACCGGGCAAGCAUUGUUCCAUGUGGUUCAUCGGCCUGUCAUUUGCCAAAAGCGAGAGCCUCAACAUUGACCUCACAUACGAUAUUAAAUCCUUUGUAGAAACAAUUGAGAGACAAGCAGAACAAAUAAAUAUGCUGAAGGAGGGAAUGUGGAUCGAGGCUAAGCACGUAAAGAGAAAGGACUUGCACACUUACGUAUCUCCAAGUUUAUUGAAGAAGGAAAAGAAGGUUUCCAGUGGUGUACAUCGAAACGGCAACAUAGCUGGAAAUGGAAACAGUGGUAGUGUAUCACCGCGGAACCAACAAGGCGAAACAACCAACAGGAAAAGAUUGUCGGAUCAAGUUAGUUGCGGCAAGAAAAGAAGAGUUAAUGACGCAGAGGAACAAGUAGGUAACCUGCAGUCGUUACCACAAUUUAAUCGAUUAAGACGAAAUGGGAGCUGUGUUACGGAAAACGCAUCUUUAAUAAGCCAAACAUGUGGAGACGAUAGCAAUUCUGGGUUUAGCAUGGACGAAUACAAGCAGAGUCUAUCGGCUACCAAGGACGUAAGACAUUGAAGGACCUACUAGUACGUCCACGGUAGCGCAAGAGGGAUUCGUAUGCACUUGAUGAUCACUGCGGGAUUGUUGUCGUACAAAUCCACAGACGCGCCCCUGUGUCAUCUAGACUCUAAACUUUCACGCAACCAUCCACUGCCCACUGUAAGUUCUUCGUUUCGUAAAGCAAAUCAGCAUUAUGCAAUGGAGGGAACCUAUUUGGGUAGAGUCAAUCGGUAGAUGACUAUGUGUGUGCGACGGACUAUAAUUAAUACUAUUUAUAAAAAGAAAAAAAAACAUCGACAGUCAAUGGGAACAAUUUACACAAUUGUGCCAGUGUCUGUGAUGUGCUGGCCCAUUAUAUCACGGGAUUGUAUGAUAGUUCUGAGAUAAUUCAAGGAAGUGGCGAGGAUUAUAUAUUAUCGCUUGGAAACGAAUCAAUAAUGAUACUUUUUAUAUUUCCUUUUUGUAUAUAUCUUUACAUUAUGCCUUUCUUUUUUUUUUAUCGAUAAACAAUUGAACGAGAAACUUAAGAUUUGAUAAUACUUGAUGUUUCAUAAUUUUACGUAAUUCUCAUGACGAACAGACAUAGUUCAAUCGAAAAAAUUUGCAUGUAUGGAAAUUUCCGUAUCCGCGAAUGUUUCCGCAUGCUAAAAAAAACAAAAACAAAAAAUGAAAUAUAUUCUCUUAUAUAUAUAAAGUGCAUUUUUUGUAAUGCACAGCAAAAUAUGUUUUGAAACAAUGUGUAUCGUUUAGUUGUAAGUAGCUUGUAUAUUUUGUUACUCAGAUUAGAACGCAAGUCACAAGCGUCCGUGAUCCAUGCUUCAGAGCUUGCAAGUAAUAUCGUUGAUUUCGAACGCUCUACAGUUUAUACUGAACAUAAACUGUUAUUUAUGCGAUACUUAAUAUUUGAUAUUAUUUGUAAGGAUUAAGUAUCCCCCGCGAUGCAGAGUAGAUAGUAUCAUUUGCUCCUAUCGAUUACCGUUGUAUUUAUAACAACGGAAGUUAAUGAUUUACCGCCUCUCGCUUUAUAAUUGUAAUGCAAUUAUAUUGGUCAUAUAAUUGCAUUGCAAAAGUCACCGACACUGGCAUAAACCUCAGGAUGUUUCAUCUACAAAGUAUAAAGUACCGAAUAUAUGAGGCAUAGCAUAAUACUCGUUAAAAUAAAAAAAAA